Molecule: messenger RNA, 3503 nt
Organism: Amyelois transitella
Lineage: Eukaryota; Metazoa; Arthropoda; Insecta; Lepidoptera; Pyralidae
Gene: garnet
Product: AP-3 complex subunit delta
Exons: 19
Coding region: 154-3114 (986 amino acids)
Biological process (GO): synaptic vesicle budding from endosome; anterograde synaptic vesicle transport; neurotransmitter receptor transport, postsynaptic endosome to lysosome
Cellular component (GO): AP-3 adaptor complex; terminal bouton; membrane coat
Source: RefSeq, a predicted model, not a curated record
AUCACUUGAGUUGUCAAACCAAAUACCUAGGUGUUUCGAUGAAACUUCUGCAAUUUGCGUAAAAUAAUGAAAACUCUUACUGAAUUCUUUGUUUUGUAAUUUUUUCAUGCCACAUGAACUUAAAUUUAUGAUUCAAGAAAAUAUUUGGUCAUCAUGGCUUUGAAAAAAGUCAAAGGAAAUUUCGAAAGAAUGUUCGAUAAAAAUCUCACGGAUUUAGUACGAGGAAUAAGAAACAACAAAGAUAAUGAGGCUAAGUACAUAGCACAAUGUAUGGAAGAAAUUAAGGUGGAAUUGCGACAGGAUAACAUUGCCGUGAAAGCUAAUGCAGUUGCCAAGUUGACAUAUCUUCAAAUGCUAGGAUAUGAUAUAUCAUGGGCAAUAUUCAACAUAAUAGAAGUCAUGAGUUCAAAUAAAUUUACAUACAAGAGGAUUGGCUAUCUGGCUGCCAGUCAGUCAUUCCAUGCAGAUUCCGAGUUGCUCAUGUUGACCACAAAUAUGAUUCGUAAGGAUCUGAAUGCUCAAAAUCAGUAUGAAGCAGGACUUGCCCUCAGUGGACUCAGCUGUUUCAUUUCUCAUGAUUUGGCAAGAGAUCUUGCCAAUGAUAUCAUGACCUUGAUGAGCUCUACUAAACCAUAUCUCCGAAUGAAGGCCGUACUUAUGAUGUACAAGGUAUUUCUAAGGUAUCCUGAAGCUCUAAGGCCGGCUUUCCCUAAACUGAAAGAAAAGUUAGAAGACCCUGAUCCUGGUGUUCAGUCAGCAGCUGUGAAUGUUGUCUGUGAACUAGCUCGGAAGAACCCCAAGAACUACUUGUCUUUAGCACCUGUCUUUUUUAAGUUGAUGACAACCUCAACUAAUAACUGGAUGCUAAUUAAAAUAAUUAAAUUGUUUGGUGCCUUAACCCCAUUAGAGCCUCGACUUGGCAAGAAACUGAUAGAACCAUUAACUAAUUUAAUACAUAGUACGUCGGCGAUGUCGCUACUGUACGAGUGUAUCAACACGGUGAUCGCGGUGCUCAUCAGCAUCAGCUCGGGCAUGCCGGGCCACGCCGCCUCCGUGCAGCUGUGCGUGCAGAAGCUGAGGAUACUCAUCGAGGAUAGCGAUCAGAACUUGAAGUACUUAGGACUGCUGGCCAUGUCGCGAAUAUUGAAGUCCCACCCGAAAUCGGUGCAGGCGCACAAAGACCUGGUGCUAGCGUGUCUUGACGACAAGGACGAAUCUAUCCGACUGCGAGCCCUGGGCUUGUUGUAUGGAAUGGUAUCCAAGAAGAAUCUAAUGGAAAUAGUGAAGAAACUCAUGGUUCACAUGGAGCGCGCCGAAGGAACAUUGUACCGUGACGAGUUAUUGACGCGCAUGAUAGAGAUUUGCUCUCAGAACAACUACCAGCAUGUGGUAGAUUUCGAAUGGUACGUCACCGUAUUAGCCGAGCUCACGGAGAUGGAGACCAGUGCUAAACAUGGUAUAAUCCUCGCCCGUCAGCUGACAGAAGUGGGCGCUCGAGUGGCCGACGUCCGCGCGUUCGCCGCCCGCGAGAGCGCCGCCAUCUGCGCUCGUUGCGCCGCCUCCACUCCGGGCCCCGCCUCCAGGGAGGUUCUGUACGCCGCAGCGUUUGUACUCGGGGAGUACUGCGAAGAGGAGACUGUGAUGCGCGAGUCGAUCUCUCCUCUCACUUUGUGCGCCGGCGUCGGCGGCGGCCACAUGAGAGCACGUGCUGUGUGUGUACACGCGGCGCUGAAGCUGGCCGCCAAGCUGCUGCUGCGGUACGAGCGAGCGGGCCGAGCGCAGCAAGCCAGCGAGGUGGUGCGUGAAACACUAGCUGGCAUGCGGCCACUUCUUUGCAGCGAAGACAUGGAGGUUCAAGAGCGGGCCCACAACGCCACCGCCUUGCUGACGUUGGUAUUACGUCGACUCGAUCCCACGGACGAAAAUCUCCCACCGGCUGAUAUGCCUGAUAUUGCCACACUUGUAGACCAUGAGCAGAGUAACGGCCUUGAGAAGGAAGCGGAGGAUGUGAACAUGAAUGGUGAGAAUGGCCAGGGCUUCAGCGGGGGGCUGAUAGAAGAGCUGGCAGAUUUGUUCGACGGUGAACUCAAACCCGUCGCGCCUAAAGCACAGAAGAAAGUACCGAUGCCACCUGACCUAGACCUCAGCCAAUGGUUAUCGGUGUCGCGCUGGUCCUCCGACAGCUCCUCCUCGGAGGACGAGGAGGCCGAGGCGGUGUUCGCGGCGCCGCCGCCCGACGGGCGCCCCACGGCGCAGUUCACGCCCGAGGAACUGCAAAUGCUACGCGAGGCGCGUCGCCAAGAGCAGGCUAACAAUCCUCAUUACCUGAAAGAUGACUCCCCGCGCUCCUACCAACAGGACGAUAUCCCCGUCGCCGAGAUCGCAUUGGAAGUGCCACUGCAAAUACACACUAAGAGAUCUGACAAGUACUUAAUGUCGAAGGAAACUUCAAAGAAAACUAAGAAAGAGAAACGGCCGUCCAAGAAGCGAAAGAGCAAAAAAGAUAGACUUUCUUCUGAAUCCGACAGCAGUGAGGAGGCCCCCGCGUGGUCGCGGCCGGCGGUGGCGGCGGGCGGCGAGCUGCCGGCGGGCGCGGCGCCGUCCGACGACGAGCCCGCGCCCGCGCGCGACGACCCGCACCGCGCGCUCGACCUCGACCUCGACCUGCCCCUUCGCGAAGAAGAACUAUUAACGUCCAGAAUAAAUCAGUAUCCGUCACCCGAGAGUGGUCUUUUACAUAAAAAAGCAAAAGAAUCCAAGAAAAACAAAUCUUCCGCCAAAGAUGGCACUGAAAAAUCUAAGAGAAAGAAAGAUAAGAAAACUAAACAUAAUAAAGAUUUAGUUUUAAUGCUAGAAGAGAAUAAGAACGCAAAGGAAGGGUUGCUUAUAGAAGACCUGAGCAAACCUGAUGAGGUAAAGGGGGCGGGCGACGGAGAAACACUAGUCGACAAUCAUGUGAAGAACAGUAAGACUGAAAAAUAUAAGAAGUCGAAGAAGGAUUCUAAAGACAAAGAGCUCAAGAAAAAGAAGGCCUCCAAGAAAGAUAAGCAUGAAACAAAAACGGGUUAUGAAGAAGCAUUAGGUAUAUCAACCCCGAGCAAGGAGGUUAUAUAGUGUACAUUACAUAGAAUCAUAUUGUAACGUUCCAAUGAGGGAAAAAAUGUCGUCGUUUAAAAUCGUAUCAGUAUGGCAAGGACGGCGAUACACCCGUUAACAUUUUUCUUAUUGGUACGAAUUGUAUUUGGCCUUCGUCUUUAACAUUAUCUUGAGCUCGUCACAGUGCAAUCAUUGUUUGAACAAUUUAGUUUUUUAUUUUUUAUGAUUAGUCCACCAGCAUGAAAUAUAUGUAGGCAUUGUUUUCAUUCGUAUUACAAAUGAACCAUGACCACUUAACUAAUGAUGUUAUAUUCUUUAGGCUAUAUGUAUUGUAAAAAGGCAAACAAAAAUAAAUACAAAAAUAUAUAAUCAUGUACAGUUUAUUAAAAGCUAUAUGGAAUAAAUAA